This is a messenger RNA of Panicum hallii, 1867 nucleotides long. Its product is annotated as transcription factor E2FA-like. Gene Ontology annotation, cellular component: RNA polymerase II transcription regulator complex. Lineage: Eukaryota; Viridiplantae; Streptophyta; Magnoliopsida; Poales; Poaceae. Gene Ontology annotation, molecular function: protein dimerization activity; DNA-binding transcription factor activity, RNA polymerase II-specific; RNA polymerase II cis-regulatory region sequence-specific DNA binding. The record is from RefSeq and is a predicted model, not a curated record. Bases 164 to 1504 code for a protein of 446 amino acids. Gene Ontology annotation, biological process: regulation of transcription by RNA polymerase II. The transcript is spliced from 14 exons.
UCCCUCGCUUCUCCCACCCCACUUUUCCCUCGUUUUCUUCCCUGCCCUCACUUCCGCCGCGCAAACCCUCGCCCGCCGCCGCCUCAGAUCCCAGCUCUCAAACCCUGCCGCCCUCCCGCGCGCCGUCCCUCCGAUCCGCGGCUCCACGCGUGCCCCGAUCCCCAUGGCGGCGGCGGCGGCCGGCGGCGGGGCCGGCGAGGCCGGGGCGCGGGCGCUGCUGCAGCGGCACCAGCCCUUCGCGCCGCCGCCCGGCGAGUACCACAACUUCGGCGCGCCCGCGGCCGGCGGCGACGAGAUGGUGGAGGCCGUCGUCCUCAGGACGCCAUUGAAACGGAAACAGAACAGAGAAGGAAAUGGAGCUGCCGAACCAACUGACUGGAUGAUGAGCCCUGGAUAUGCUAAUGCAGGCAGCAGUCCGGUUCCUACACCACCGUCAGGGAAAGGUUUAAAAUCUUCUGCCAAGCCUAAGGCUACCAAGGGCCAGAAACCUUGCCCUCAGACCCCUUUGAGUUUUGGUUCUCCAGGCAAUCCUUCUACUCCUGUCGGUGGCUGCCGCUAUGAUAGCUCCCUAGGGCUCUUGACAAAGAAGUUCCUAAACUUGCUAAAAGGUGCACCUGGCGGCAUAGUUGAUCUGAAUAAUGCUGCAGAAACUCUAGAGGUACAGAAAAGGCGUAUAUAUGACAUUACUAAUGUUCUCGAAGGGAUAGGGCUUAUAGAAAAGAAGCUUAAGAACAAUAUCCGUUGGAAAGGAAUCGAUGACUCACGGCCUGGAGAAGUUAGUGAUGAUAUGUCAAUUUUACAGGCAGAUAUUGAAGCUCUCACAGUGCAAGAGCAAAAUUUGGAUGAACGGAUAAAUGAAAUGCGGGACAGGUUAAGGGAGCUUACUGAAGAUGAAAAUAAUCAAAAGUGGCUUUAUGUUACAGAAGAUGAUAUCAAAUCUUUGCCUUGCUUUCAGAACCAAACUCUAAUUGCUAUAAAAGCACCGCAUGGUACAACUUUGGAAGUCCCAGAUCCUGAUGAGGUUAAUGAUUAUCCUCAAAGAAGAUACAGGAUUGUGCUAAGGAGUACUAUGGGUCCGAUAGAUGUGUACUUAGUUAGUCAAUUUGAGGAGAUGAGUGGCAUGGAAACUCCUCCGAGGCCUACACCGACAAUAAGCAUGGAUUCUCUAGAGAAUCCUAGGACGCCUUUGGCUGCAGAAUGCAGCAAAGCUGCAGGGACAGAACCUACCAUUCAACAAGGGUUUACACUACCUCCUGAUGCUCCUAGUAGUUCGCAGGACAUUGGCGGGAUGAUGAAGAUUGUCCCUUCAGAGCUUGAUACUGAUGCAGACUACUGGCUCUUAUCAGACACAGGAGUUAGCAUCACAGACAUGUGGAAGACAGCACCAGAUGUGGAGUGGGACGGGAUCGAGAAAUUCAACGCGGAGGAUUUCCUGGAAGUCAGCACGCCCCGUCAGCAGGAUAAACCGGCCGACGUCGUGGAUGGCCCCUCCUGUAUGAGCUGAAAGCAGAUGAAUCGUGGCAGGGAACACCAUUCAUAUUUUAACGGCCGAUCGGAUCAACCUGGAGCGGUAUAUGGCUGAGUGAUGUACAGAUGCUAGCCCAGAAAUAGCUCAAAUGGUCUUUUCGGAUCAUGCUGAUCAUAUAACCGAGCGUGGAAUGUGGACUGCUCAGGCUGUCCUUCACAGGUUGACCUUGAAACCAUGUGCCGGGCCUGCAAGUUGCAUGCUGUGCUGGGCAUCCCACAGCAUGAGGAGUGUACAAUUAGGAAUAUGUUGUGUGCUGAUGAUGCUCGCGGAGAUCCAUUUGUAAAAUAGUAGUCACUAUUAGUUAUUUAUUAUUUGCGUCAUACUGAUUCAUCUCUCUUU